UUCCGGGAGGGGGUGUCAUGGCGGUCUGUCUGCGGGCUGGGCCCGAGUUGGGGGAGAGAAUAGACCCCGGGGCGGCUUGGGGCCUUUUGUGGGAGAGACUGAGGGGGCUACACCGGAGUUUGAGGCCGCGGUGGGAGAAGCCAGAGCUACCAGACGGGUUUCUCCGGGUCCGAAGGGCGUCCCCCUCCCCCACUGCACCUUGUUCUUGCCCCCUGCAUCGGCGGGACUCGAGUUCCAGACACUUAGAGCAGAAAUCAUCUUCUUUUGACAUUAGAAGUUCCCAGUAGGGAAUCAACGCCGGGGUGAAAAGCCUAUCUGAGGACAAUGGAGGGCAGAUGGGUGCGCGUGGCAUGUCUGGGUUGUCAUUUACCCCGGUGUCAGCUUCCAAGCCCUGCUGCUUCUGGGACCUCAUCUGUCGCGGCGGCCUUUCUGGGCUGUUAGACCACACCAAAUCCUGCCUUAUGACCCGAUUUGUUUCGAGCAUAGGACUCUGGCCAGCCACUUCUGGGAGUUGCCUUUUCCCCCCCUUCCUCUCUCUGGAGUUGGAACCCAAGACCUCGCACUGGCUUGGAAAACGCUCCACCACUGAGCUACAUCCCUCGCCCCUUCUGCAAAAAUUUGUGCUGCGAAUAUGUCUCCACAUCAACACAAAACAACUUGGCUUGGUCUGUGUAUUUUAAACACGCCGUCUCUUGGCCACCCAGAUUUGGAAGUCAGAGGAGUACCAUGGCAGAGCAGGAUGUGGAGAACGAGCUCUUGGAUUACGAAGAAGAUGAAGAGCCCCAGGCUCCUCCAGAGAGUACUCCAGCUCCACCUAAGAAAGACGUCAAGGGGUCCUACGUCUCCAUCCAUAGCUCUGGCUUCCGAGACUUUUUGCUGAAGCCAGAACUCCUGAGGGCCAUAGUGGACUGUGGUUUUGAACACCCAUCCGAGGUCCAGCAUGAGUGUAUCCCCCAGGCCAUCCUGGGCAUGGACGUCCUGUGCCAGGCCAAGUCUGGGAUGGGCAAGACGGCUGUCUUCGUGCUGGCUACUCUGCAGCAGAUCGAGCCUGUUAACGGACAGGUGACAGUCCUGGUCAUGUGCCAUACGAGGGAGUUGGCCUUCCAAAUCAGCAAGGAGUAUGAGCGCUUCUCCAAAUACAUGCCCAGUGUCAAGGUGUCUGUGUUCUUUGGGGGCCUCUCCAUCAAGAAAGAUGAAGAAGUGUUGAAGAAGAAUUGUCCCCACGUAGUGGUGGGGACACCAGGCAGGAUCCUGGCCCUCGUGCGGAACAGGAGCCUCAACUUAAAAAACGUGAAGCACUUUGUGUUGGACGAGUGUGACAAGAUGCUGGAGCAGCUGGACAUGCGGCGGGAUGUGCAGGAGAUCUUCCGCCUAACGCCUCAUGAGAAGCAGUGCAUGAUGUUCAGUGCCACCCUGAGCAAGGAGAUCCGGCCAGUCUGCAGGAAGUUCAUGCAGGAUCCCAUGGAGGUGUUUGUGGACGACGAGACCAAGCUCACGCUACAUGGGCUGCAGCAGUACUAUGUCAAGCUCAAGGACAGCGAGAAGAACCGAAAGCUGUUUGACCUCCUGGAUGUGCUGGAGUUUAACCAGGUGGUGAUCUUCGUCAAAUCCGUGCAGCGCUGCAUGGCCCUGGCCCAGCUCCUUGUGGAGCAGAACUUCCCAGCCAUCGCCAUUCACCGGGGCAUGGCCCAGGAGGAGCGUCUGUCACGCUACCAGCAGUUCAAGGACUUCCAGCGGCGGAUCUUGGUGGCCACCAAUCUCUUUGGCCGAGGGAUGGAUAUUGAGCGCGUCAACAUCGUCUUCAACUAUGACAUGCCCGAGGACUCGGACACCUACCUCCACCGGGUGGCCCGCGCAGGUCGCUUUGGCACCAAAGGCCUGGCCAUCACUUUUGUGUCUGAUGAAAAUGAUGCCAAAAUUCUCAAUGAUGUCCAGGACCGGUUUGAAGUGAAUGUGGCUGAGCUUCCGGAAGAAAUCGAUAUCUCCACAUACAUCGAGCAGAGCCGGUAACCACGCGCCUUGAAGACCCAGCCGCCCUGCUUCCCACGUGCUGCUUCAUGUCCUCUUUCUAGGCAACAGAUGGGUGUCUCUUUUUACUGUUCAAAAGCUGUAGAUUUGUGUAAGAAUAAAUUUUUAUUAUGGAAGCCUGA
Messenger RNA from Ictidomys tridecemlineatus (thirteen-lined ground squirrel), 2150 nucleotides. The record is from RefSeq and is a predicted model, not a curated record. NCBI's taxonomy places the organism in Eukaryota, Metazoa, Chordata, Mammalia, Rodentia, Sciuridae.